UUCAACGUACACAAGUAUAACGAUGACCAGUGUCCAUUUGCGUUCGUAAUUGUUGAUCGAAUAAUAUAUGUACAGCUGCAGGACCGGUGACUUCAAUGAUAUUCUUCGAAAAUUAUUAACAAUGAAAAAUAUUCGUCAGUUUCAAAUAUAUUCAAUAAGAUGGCGAUCGACAGCUACUGCACAUUCACCCCACGUCUCUGCGGGAUCACCAGAAGUAAUAGAAGUGACUAAUGAUCUUACCACAGCCAAACACUAUAGUCAGGUCCCAGGACCCACGCCAUGGCCAAUUAUAGGAAACACUUGGAGAAUGUUACCAGUUAUAGGCCCUUAUCAGAUAUCAGAUUUGGCAAACGUUUCCUACAUACUGUACAAACAAUACGGGAAAAUAGCAAAGUUGGGAAAUCUUGUUGGUCGACCGGAUUUGCUAUUUGUUUAUGAUGCUGAUGAAAUAGAAAAAGUUUAUAGACAAGAAGGCGAUACGCCGUUUAGACCUUCUAUGCCGUGUUUGGUUAAAUAUAAAAGUCAGGUUCGAGGACAAUUUUUCGGGAGACUACCGGGUGUUGUCGGAGUGCAUGGAGAGGCGUGGAGAGAAUUCAGAACUAAAGUUCAAAAGCCUGUUUUACAACCACAAACUGUUAAGAAAUAUAUUCAACCAAUUGAAGAAGUUUCCGACUAUUUCAUAAAACGGAUGCAAGAAAUGAAAAACGAAAAUUCUGAAAUGCCAGCUGAUUUUGAUAAUGAAAUUCAUAAAUGGGCUUUGGAAUGUAUCGGUCGUGUGGCAUUAGACGCAAGACUAGGUUGUCUAAACCCGGAUUUACCGAAAAAUUCAGAGCCACAGAAAAUAAUCGAUGCCGCAAAAUACGCACUCCGGAACGUGGCAUUAUUAGAGCUCAAGUACCCGUUUUGGCGAUACUUGCCAUCCACACUGUGGAAAAAAUAUGUUUCAAAUAUGGAUUAUUUCAUUGAAAUUUGUAUGAAGUACAUUGACGAUGCAAUGUUGAGAUUAAAAAAUAAAUCACAAUCGGUGAAUGAAAGCGAAUUGUCUUUGGUUGAGAGAAUUUUGGCGAAUGAACAUGAUCCAAAAACUGCUUACAUAUUGGCGUUGGAUCUUAUUUUAGUUGGGAUUGAUACGAUUUCGAUGGCUGUAUGCUCCAUGCUUUAUCAAAUAGCCACACGACCAGAAGAACAAGAAAAAAUACAUCAAGAAAUACUGAAAAUUUUACCAAAUAAAGACGAUAAACUUGACGCAAGUAAAUUAGAAAAAAUGGUUUAUUUGAAAGCGUUUAUCAAAGAAGUAUUACGAAUGUAUUCAACUGUAAUUGGUAAUGGUAGAACCCUUCAAAAGGAUAUGGUGAUUUGUGGAUACAGAAUACCAAAAGGUAUUCAGUUAGUUUUUCCAACAAUUGUUACGGGGAAUAUGGAAGAAUACGUAACGGACUGUAAACAGUUUAAACCUGAAAGGUGGUUGAAACAAUCAACCGAUUAUAUUCACCCAUUUGCUUCGUUGCCGUACGGGCAUGGGCCAAGAAUGUGUCUAGGAAGAAGAUUUGCUGACUUAGAAAUGCAAGUCUUCUUGGCGAAGUUGAUACGAUCGCACAAGCUUGAGUAUUUGCAUAAACCAUUGGAAUACAAAGUUACAUUCAUGUACGCACCUGAUGGCGAACUAAAGUUCAAAAUGACUGAGAGGCCUACCAAUGGACUAAUAAUAUAAUAUGCAUCGCAUGCACGCAAUUAUUUAUUUACAGGUUCCUAUACGUUCAAUAAUAAAAAUAAUAAAAUGUCCGUUUUGGCCAGACGUUUGAGGAAUUUAAGGAUUACAGUUGAUCAUGCCAACAAGUCGACUGAAGUUUUUACGAGUGUAUCACAAGGAGAUAUAGAUUUUGCCAAAGAUUAUUCGGAACUACCGGGCCCAAAGUCGUUACCGUUAUUGGGCAAUAAUUGGAGGUUUAUGUCAUAUAUUGGCGACUACAAAGUAACCGAAAUAGACAAACUCUCAUUGAGAUUAUGGAAAGAGUACGGAGACAUUGUAAAAAUCGAAAAAUUGCUCGGGAGACCGGAUAUGGUGUUUCUGUACGACGCAGACGAGAUUGAAAAAGUAUUCAGAAAUGAAGAACUUAUGCCGCAUCGACCGUCUAUGCCAUCGUUAAAUUAUUACAAACACGUUUUAAGGAAGGAUUUCUUUGGUGAUCUGGCUGGUGUUAUAGCAGUACAUGGGGAAAAAUGGUAUGAAUUUCGAACUAAAGUACAACAACCUAUGUUGCAACCGAGAACAGCAAAAUUUUACAUUGGGACUAUUGAAGAUACGGCAACAGCCUUUGUCAAUAGAAUAAAAAAGAUAAAAAAUAAAGACCAAGAAGUUCCUGACGACUUUUUAAAUGAAAUUCAUAAAUGGUCGCUUGAAUCUAUCGCCAAAGUGGCAUUAGAUCAAAAACUCGGGUGCCUCGAAGAUGAACACGCAGUAGACUCGGAUACGCAAAAUUUAAUAGAUGCCAUUAACACGUUUUUUGCUAAUGUCCCGGAGUUGGAAUUAAAAAUACCAUUUUGGAAAUUAUUUAGUACUCCAACUUGGAGAAAGUACAUAAAUGCGUUGGAUACCAUUACCAAUGUUACAUCUAAACAUAUAAACCGAUCAAUGGAUCAACUAUUAUCUCAAAAAUCAUUUUGUCCAGAUAGCCAAUCAUCUUUGUUACAAAGAGUGCUUAGUUUGGAUCCAUCAAAUCCUAAAUUAGCUCAGAUACUAUCGUUAGAUAUGUUUAUCGUCGGCAUAGACACUACUUCUGCAGCUCUUGCAUCAAUUCUAUAUCAAUUAAGUCGACAUCCAGAUAAACAAAAGAAACUUAGGGAAGAAAUACGAACCGUAUUGCCAAAUGCUGAUUCAAAAUUGACUUCCAGCAAACUCGAACAGCUGCAGUAUCUAAAAGCAUGCAUAAAAGAAACGUUGAGAAUGUAUCCGGUUGUUAUUGGAAAUGGUCGCUGCAUGACCAAAGAAACAAUAAUAAGUGGAUAUAAAAUUCCAAAAGGAGUGCAAGUCGUGUUUCAACAUUACGCUAUUAGCAACAGCAGUAAAUAUUUUUCACAGCCAGAACAGUUUUUACCGGAAAGGUGGUUAAAAGGAAGUGGAUACAAACAUCAUCCGUUUGCUAGUUUACCAUUUGGUUAUGGCAAAAGAAUGUGCUUGGGCCGAAGAUUUGCCGAUUUGGAGCUUCAAACAGUUGUUUCAAAGAUUUUUCAGAAUUUUGAAGUCAAGUAUGAGUAUGAUGAUUUGGAUUACACUGUACAUCCGAUAUACAUGCCGGAUGGCCCAUUGAAAUUCAAAAUGAUUGAAAACUAAAUAUUUUUUCUUUAGAAAUUGUACCUAUGUCCAUGCCAAAUACUAAAUGUCUUAAACAUUCAAUAUUGUUGGUAGGUACGAAAAAAAUAUUGAAUAGGUUUUUAUACUAGGUACUGCUAUUAUUUAUUAAAUCAUAAAGCCAAAAUGUAAAUAAUAUAAAUAUGUAUUUAUGUUAGAUUUAAAUAUUUAAUAUAGUAGCUAAGAAUUAUUGAUGUUUAAUAAUAAAUAUUUUAAUGAUAUUA
Molecule: messenger RNA, 3573 nt
Organism: Metopolophium dirhodum (rose-grain aphid)
Lineage: Eukaryota; Metazoa; Arthropoda; Insecta; Hemiptera; Aphididae
Molecular function (GO): iron ion binding; oxidoreductase activity, acting on paired donors, with incorporation or reduction of molecular oxygen; monooxygenase activity
Source: RefSeq, a predicted model, not a curated record